CCUCCCAUCGCAGCCGCAGCGGCAGAGCAGGAAGGUUCUCCAUCGAUCGGAGGAGGGCCGGCCGGACACGCGCGCGCGCCGGCCAUGGGCAAGAAGAAGAAGCGCAGCGGCGGCGGGGGUGGUGGUGGUGGAGGCGAAGGAGGAGGAGGAUGCGGCGGGGGCCAGCACGAGGAGAAGCCCGAGGCCGACGCCGGGAGCGGCUGCGAGGGCCAGCCCAAGGACAAGCCCGCCGACGACAAGGACAAGGACAAGGGCGGCGGCGGGUGCAAGGACGACAAGGCGGACAAGGACAAGGACAAGGGCUGCGGCGGCAAGGACGACAAGGGCGGCAAGGACAAGGAGAAGAAGGCGCCGCCCCCGCUCCCCGUGGUCACCGCCGUGCUCAAGGUCGACAUGCACUGCGACGGCUGCGCGCACCGCAUCCGCGCCUCCGUCCGCCGCUUCCCAGGGGUGGAGGGCGUGGCCAUGGAGGUGGACAAGGGCUCCAUGACCGUCGUCGGCCGCUUCGACCCCAAGAAGCUGCAGGCCCGCGUCGCCUCCAAGACCAGGAAGAAGGUCGAGCUCGUCGGCGGCAAGGACAAUAAGGGCGGAGGCGGUGGCGGGGACAAGGACAAGUGCGGCGACGGUGGCGGGGACAAGAACAAGUGCGCCGACGGCGAGGGCAAGAAGGAGGAGGAGAAGAAGGAGCAGGACGACAAGUGCGGCGGCGGCAAUGCCGGGAAGGGGAAGGGCGGCAAGGACAACAAGAAGCCUGCCGUGCCGGUGAUCGUGACGGUGGUGCUCAAGAUCGGCUCCGCCGGCCUCCACUGCGACGGCUGCAUGCACCGCAUCCGCUGCAAGCUCUUCAAGAUCAAAGGCGUGGAGCAGGUGAAGAUGGACCCGGCCAAGAACCAGGUGACGGUGACGGGCACCAUGGACGCCAAGGCCCUGCCGGAGAAGCUCCGCAAGAAGCUGCGCCGCCCGGUGGACGUGGUGGCGCCCGGCAAAGGGGACAACAAGGACAAGGAGAAGGACGGGUGCAACAAGGACGGGAAGCCGCAGCAGCAGCAGCAGCAGGGGGGCGACGGGAAGCAGUGCAAGGAGGCGGCGGAGAAGGCACUGGCGGCGGAGCUGCAGCUGUGGAAGACGGCCUUCUACGACCAGCAGGCGAUGCAGGCCACCGAGUUCCUCCUCAGCGAUGAGAACCCCAACGCCUGCGCCGUCAUGUGAGUGACCCUCGCCGGUGCUCGGUGGUGACCGGCGGACUGACAGACAGAUAGAAGAUAGAUAGGAGGUUUGGGCGAAACCUGAAUUUGGUACAGGCUACCGGAGAGAUCGACGUAGAAUUCAGUCGUUGGUUCAUUACAAUGUUUUUUUGGGUGGGAUGGGAGCGCAAUGUGCAUGCAAGUUCUUCUUACCAGAUUCUUGGCCAUGUUUGGCAAUUUGAUGAUGAUGGCU
Molecule: messenger RNA, 1437 nt
Organism: Triticum dicoccoides
Lineage: Eukaryota; Viridiplantae; Streptophyta; Magnoliopsida; Poales; Poaceae
Product: heavy metal-associated isoprenylated plant protein 3-like
Exons: 5
Coding region: 85-1209 (374 amino acids)
Molecular function (GO): metal ion binding
Source: RefSeq, a predicted model, not a curated record